Molecule: messenger RNA, 741 nt
Organism: Aspergillus fumigatus Af293
Lineage: Eukaryota; Fungi; Ascomycota; Eurotiomycetes; Eurotiales; Aspergillaceae
Exons: 2
Coding region: 1-741 (246 amino acids)
Source: RefSeq, a predicted model, not a curated record
AUGUCCCUACAACUCGGAUCAGCCUCGGUCUUUCGACCUGGCUGGGCGCUUUCAAUAUUGGUGGUGUUGGCCGCUUUGCCGUCAGCCAUCGCCCAGUUUUGCACCUUUUGGGACGGUGGCUGCGUCGAUCCUCUCGCUCAGACAGCCAUCAACUUCGAUUUCCCUCCUCUAUUCCUUGAUGAUCUCACUUUGUACUAUGGCUUCGACGCGAAUCCCUCGGGUAAAGGGCAAGAGCCGAUGGUCAAGGCCAGUUUCUGGCUUGCGUACGACCCGCAUCGCAUCGACAGCACCGUGAUCACUGCAAACCGAACCUCCGAGAUUGCCUUCCGGGUAGGAAAUCUGACCGGGACGCCCUCUGGACCUAGUAACGGCUGCGACGGUGUUUGGGGACCUCAGUGUACUCACGACCUGAAGGAGCUGCUUAAAGGGGCCAUGUAUGAAUUGACGAUUAAGGGGGACUAUACAUACCCGCUCCAAACUGUCAUCACAUUCGCUCAAGAGUCCGAGCCUGACAAGACUGCGAUGAUCCAGACGCCUGGGUUCGGCGGAAGCCCGUGGAAGACGUGGUUCAUCGAUAAUAUGACGUCCAGUCAACAAGCCGAGCAGGUAGCAGUCGCCAUUCUUAGCCGAGCCCCGUCUUCCAACACCUAUUCGAUGCAUGGCAAGGAUGAUAUUAUGGUUGAGCUUGUCUGCAUCCAGGCCCCUUCUUCGGGGGGUGCAUCAUCUAGCCAAGAUGGCUGA